Messenger RNA from Cylas formicarius (sweet potato weevil), 1498 nucleotides. RefSeq names its product clotting factor C-like. The transcript has 5 exons. Bases 125 to 1381 code for a protein of 418 amino acids. NCBI's taxonomy places the organism in Eukaryota, Metazoa, Arthropoda, Insecta, Coleoptera, Brentidae. Gene Ontology annotation, molecular function: serine-type endopeptidase activity. The record is from RefSeq and is a predicted model, not a curated record. Gene Ontology annotation, biological process: proteolysis.
CUUCGGGGGGUUUUUCAAACUGGUUUGCAAAUGACCAGAACAAAACGAACUGGACAAUAUAAAAUCGAAGGAUUAAACCCGGUGCCAUCAGUAGUUGCGUCUCUUUGUGUACCUACGCCCAGAGAUGAUGAAAGACUUAAGCGUCAUCUGCUUGUUAGUGGCGUUUGCUGCCGGUAUAGUCGACUGCCAAAAUUCUCCGGCUCUACCCCAGUCACCCUGCCCAGAAGUAUUCCGGUACGAGUCUCUAGACAGCGCGAAUAAUCUUUGGACGGGCUCCCUCGUAGCCAGAACGCCUCAUGUCCUGCACGGACUCUGGAUCAGGCUGAUCUUCAACAAGCCGGUCGACCAAAUCACCGUCGGGGAUGGUUUCGAGGCGGUACCUUUCGACGACAAACGCGAGUACCUGAUCAAAAACAGAGACCUUCUAUUACGUGGUAACCGGCCGAAAAUUCUUAAAUUUACGGUGAAAUAUGCAGGAGGCGAAGCCCCUGAGCUGAUAGAAUAUCGAUUAAACGCCGUGACUGUGUGCCCCAACCAGUUCGCGAACCGUACCGAUUUCUAUCCCAAUGACUCAGCGGCCUCAAAAUCUGAUUACCUCCAAUCCAUAACUUCAGAACAAGAAGAUAGUCAGCCUCAAGGAGCAUGCGGAGAAGCGACUGCGUCAAACGGAAUUCCUGACGUAUUUCCGUGGCAAGCGGCCGUUUUCACGAAACUCGGCAACGAAGAAAACUACACCUGCGAAGCGAUCCUAGCUAGCGAUAAGUUCCUGAUAACUGCUGCUCACUGCGUGACGUACCUUACCACACGGAUCCCACUGGUACCUGAAAGAUUGGUUGUAUAUAUCGGUAGGAACAACAUCGAUCAAAGAAACAGCGAACCGCUGUUGGUGUCCAGGAUUAUCCUCUAUCCCGGAUACCAGCCGGAGAAUUUGCUAAACGACCUGGCGCUGUUGGAGAUCAAGGAACCCGCUAAACUGAACGAAAGGAUAUCGCCAGUUUGUUUGCCUGUUCAAAAUAACGCCAACGAAUCGGAGGAGGUUCUGCCGGGGUACCAGUUGGAGAACGGCAAGUUCACGAAACUGAGCUCGCAAAAAAUAAGGAAAAUCCCACAGGAAGAGUGUUUCAAAGACGCCAAAAAUUUGAAAAGCUUCUUGGGCGACAACAAUUAUUGUGCCUCUUAUAUAGAAGGUAACGGCGCUUGCAUUGGCGACUCAGGAAGCGGUUCUAUUAGUUUGUCGAAUGGAAAAUGGCAACUUAAGGGCAUAUUAUCACUGAGUGCAGCGUUGCAAAAUGCCAAUCAAGACAAGUGCGACGCAUCCAGAAACAUAGUCCUGACUGAAAUAUCAAGAUAUUCACAAUGGCUGAGAAGAAACAUCGCCUAGAAACAUUACUCGAAUGGUUUUAAUUCUUGCUGCGAGAAUUUAAAAUUAUAACUGAAUGUGACUGGUCGUUAUUGGUUUGUCCCAAUUAAAGAAUAAAACAGUACGUUUCAAAUCGAA